AACAGCUUAUUUUCAAAUGGAAGACAGCAUGUGUUAUCUUCUGGAAAUAGGAUGACGGCUGUUUGGUAUACCGACGGCUCAGUUGUGAAUAAAGGCUUUUAUGCGCUGUAUAAAGCUGUAUUGAAUAAUUCUGAAUGUAUUCCAGUGGACUGUGGACCACCGCCUCAAAUUUCAAGAGGGCAUUUGGGUACAUAUUUUUCUACACUUAACCCGUCCACAAUCGAGAUAAAAUGUGAUCCUGGCUACUUACACAGCAACAAAAUUUUUACUCAAUGUCAGAGCAACGGAAGAUGGUCAGUCGCUGAGUGUACCUUAGUAUGUAAGCAGUGGGCUGGAUUAACCGAUCUUCCAGUGAAUCAGAUGAUUACAUACCCCAACCACACGACAUUUAUUGGAGAUACAGCCCUAAUGACAUGUGAUGCAGGUUACCAUGUCUUUAAUGACUCCAGCAACCACACUGAGAUGGCUGUGUGUACAUCGAAUGGAACCUGGAGUCCAUACACAUACUCGCACUGUGUUCCUAUAGACUGCGGUUUACCACCAGCAUUAGAUAACGGAAUGAUGAAGCUUAUGAACAAUACGACACAUUUCCAGUCGCAAGCAGACGUUACAUGCAAACACGGCUACUUUCUCAACGGUAGUUCUAGUACCAUCGAUUGUACUGAUGACGGGCAUUGGAGUCUGGAUGAUUCGCACAGAUGUCUUCCUGUCGAUUGCGGAUUGCCGCCAUCCUUAGCAAACGGAAAUGUGAAGCUACUUAAUAACUUGACAACAUUCCCGUCGCAAGCAGAAGUAACAUGCAAUCGUGGUUACUUUCUCAACAGUAGUUUUAAUAUCCUCAAUUGCACCGAAAAAGGAAGUUGGAAUCAAGAUUCGUACAGCUGUCUACUUGUUGAUUGUAGAGAGUGGUAUAGUAGUUUGCCGAAGCAUCAGACAAUUAUUUACAAAAACGCGACGAGUUUCGGUUCUAAAGCUAUAAUGACAUGCAACCAGGGAUACCACGUUGUCAACAAGACCAAUAUAGUAUCGGAAUCAGCUAUUUGUACCGAGAAUGGCACAUGGAGUUUACCUUCAUAUACAGUCUGUGUUCCAACUGUGGAAAAGACUUUUCGAAACUGUACGAAGGACAUAACCUGGAAUGAAACUCAAGCAGGGACAAUUGUUGAGGAAAAAUGUCCAAAUGGCUACUCUGGGAAGGUUAGUCGGCAAUGUAGCGAGGAAGGACUCUGGCUCAACCCAUUCUACAACUGCGUAUCAGAACGCGUUGCUGAAUUGAUGUCCGCGGUGGAGAGUAUCAAAGAAACCCCCUCAGCUGAGAACAUCACAAACAUUCUAGAUCAGCUAAUAAAUGUUACAAAACCUGACAAAGGAUCAUCCUAUAUCGGCGACUUGAACGCAAUUACUAGCAUCCUUGAUACCAUAGCAAGCGUCAGCAACAAAAUCGAGGUUACGGACGAGCAAGCAGAGACGUUCUUUAACACAACAAGUAACUUACUGGACACUGCCAACGCCGAAUCAUGGCAAUCAGGGGAAAACGACGGGUCGACGGAUGGAUCGGUAAGAUCCGUAGACAAUAUGAUAAAGUCAUUAUUAUAA
Dreissena polymorpha is the source of this 1596-nucleotide messenger RNA. RefSeq names its product sushi, von Willebrand factor type A, EGF and pentraxin domain-containing protein 1-like. The coding region runs from base 52 to 1596 and encodes 514 amino acids. Gene Ontology annotation, cellular component: membrane. The transcript has 11 exons. The record is from RefSeq and is a predicted model, not a curated record. NCBI's taxonomy places the organism in Eukaryota, Metazoa, Mollusca, Bivalvia, Myida, Dreissenidae. Gene Ontology annotation, molecular function: G protein-coupled receptor activity.